Messenger RNA from Seminavis robusta, 720 nucleotides. The record is from the annotation of a GenBank genome assembly. Lineage: Eukaryota; Bacillariophyta; Bacillariophyceae; Naviculales; Naviculaceae.
AUGGAGGCCGACCCCAUCACUUCCAAGAAUGCUACUAUUGAUAGCAAAGCACCCAUAGCGGCGGGUUGGAUGAACACCAUCAACAAGAAGAAAAAGGCAACCAAUCCGCUGCCAUUGGAUUGGACCCGUGUCAAGCGACGACGACCCAAUAGCAGCAACAACAGUGACGACGAAGAUUGCUGUGCCCCAUUGGCAUUCGCCAUGACCUCCGCUACUUUACCACCCGAUCGCCACUUGGUAGAAGGCGUGGCCAUUUGGUGUCUUCAUCAACCCGAUCCAUCGUGGUUUCAGGGAUACUUUUUUCCAUCCUCGUCCAAGACAACCACUGCUGCCUGGGGAUUGUUGGCCGUUCAAGAAGAGAUUGACGAUUGUCUCCGCAGUGCCGAUGGCGGCUAUCGCGCUGUCACGUUGACGGUCAAUCCAUUUCAAACUACUAAGAAAAAAGUCGCCUAUACCAGUGUCGAUUGGACGGGAGGAGAAAUGGUCCAAUUGACGGGCCGUACCGUCAGUUUUCAACCGUCCAAACUAUUGACGGGACAGCAUGCCGCCCCCAAAGUGGAACAAUUCUUCCAGAGUAUUCUGCAAAAAUGUCGUUCCAAGUUGGAGGACGAUGAUGCUUCUGUGUUGGAGUUGAUGCCCGAUGUCGCCAUUGUCAUUGGACCCAUGAAACUGGUCAUGCCAAAACCCAAACACGACAACACUUCCAUUCUCGAUGAUUAG